Messenger RNA from Anopheles aquasalis, 2497 nucleotides. It is a transcript of the gene Gycalpha99B, whose product is annotated as guanylate cyclase 1 soluble subunit alpha 2. The record is from RefSeq and is a predicted model, not a curated record. Gene Ontology annotation, biological process: cGMP biosynthetic process; response to oxygen levels. Gene Ontology annotation, cellular component: guanylate cyclase complex, soluble. Gene Ontology annotation, molecular function: guanylate cyclase activity; heme binding. Lineage: Eukaryota; Metazoa; Arthropoda; Insecta; Diptera; Culicidae.
CGGGCCUUAGGGAAACAUAAACACAGUGGCCAGUGUAUCCUGAACCACGUUGCUUUUCGGGGGGAAAAGCUUUUCCCUGCACUCGUCGUCGUCAUCGGGACAGCUGUCGACAGCUUCUACAAUUAAAGCGUGGCAAAAUUGACCGGAACAUUACGCAGUGGUGGUGGUGUGAUUCAUCGAAGGAAAGGUACCAUGGCUUGCCCGUUUGCAAAGCAUGUUUCCAGCGAAACGUUCCAGCGGCAGCCAUCGAUUGCCGAAGCACCUAACUGGAACCUGGAUGAGGACCUGAGCGAGCAGGCAGGCGAUGCGCUGACGCUGACGCACCUAAACGCCGCCAUACAGCUGCUUACAGCGCCAUCGAACGAAAAUGUGCAUGAAGCACUACGAUCCCUCAUUAGCAAGUACAGCAACAGGUGGCCUGCAUUGUCAAAGAUGACAUGUGAACGGAAUUCGCUGUCGAGCUACCCUCAUUAUGACUACCUCGCUGACAUCCAGGACCAGCUCAACCACACUUACGAGUCGGACGCGUGUGAAAUACUCGUGUACCUUGGUGAGGAGCUCAUACACACCGGGUGCGUGGGUGUGAUAGAGCGAGCCUUUAAAUGUCUCGGUUCGGAUUUGCAGGAGUUUCUUGGCUCGCUGGACGGAGUGUACGAUGUGCUGAAGCUGCAGGAGGAGGAUGUCUCCGAUACCGGGUUCGUGUGUGCGGGCGAGGGUGAGCUGAUCUUCACCUCCGAGCGGCCCAUUCUCUCCUGGUUGCUGCUGGGGUGCUUGAAGGCACUCAGCCGGCUGCUAUUCGGCCAGGAGCCGGACAUUAAGCUGGAACCGCUGCCUGGCGACACGCUCCGAUACCGGUAUUUGCUGCAGACGGAAGACCGCACUGUGGAACCGCCCGUCGUGCCGCUCUGCAAGCUGAAUGCGCCGGGCGUCCGUGAAACUGUGUCGUUAGCGGCCAGUGAUCUGAAGAUUAGCAAUCUGUUUUUCUGCGACGCAUUCCCGUGGCAUUUUAUCAUGGACGAGAUGCUUAAUCUAGUACAGAUGGGGCAGGCAUUUAGCCGGCUGUUCAAAAACCAUGUCACGAGCGGGAUGGUGUUGGCUGCUAGUACCGUGUUCCGGUUUAAGCGGCCCCGCGGACUCCAGCUUAACUUCCGCGAGAUUGUCCGGCGCACCAACACUCCGUUCAUGAUUUCGCUGAGAGCGCCGCCCGGCCGACCCGACUUUUUCGCCAAGGGCUUAGAGAUCAAGGGCCAGAUGGUGUUUUGUCCCGAGUCGAAUUCGCUGCUGUUUGUGGGCUCACCGUUCUUGGACGGGCUGGAGGGGUUGACUUGUAAUGGGCUCUUCAUCUCGGAUAUACCGCUACACGAUGCGACCCGUGAGGUCAUCUUAGUGGGCGAACAGGCCCGGGCUCAGGAUGGGCUGCGGCGCCGCAUGGACAAGCUGAAGAGCUCAAUCGAGGAAGCGAACGCGGCCGUCAUCAAGGAGCGCAAGAAGAACGUCAGCCUGCUGCAACUCAUUUUCCCGGCCGAAAUCGCCGAGCGGCUGUGGCUCGGCGCGCAGAUCGACGCCAAAACCUACCCGGAAGUAACGAUGCUGUUCAGCGAUAUCGUCGGCUUCACCAGCAUCUGCUCGCGGGCCACACCGUUCAUGGUGAUCAACAUGCUCGAGAACCUGUACAAACACUUUGACGAGCUGUGCGGCUUCUUCGACGUGUACAAGGUGGAGACAAUAGGCGAUGCGUACUGCGUGGCUAGCGGGCUACACCGGGCGAGCAUCUACGAUGCGCACAAGGUGGCGUGGAUGGCAUUGCGGAUGAUCGAAACCUGCACGCUCUACAACACCCAUGAUGGUCAGCAUAUUAAGAUGCGCAUCGGUAUCCACACGGGCACGGUACUGGCCGGGGUGGUGGGCCGCAAAAUGCCUCGAUACUGUCUGUUCGGCCACAACGUGACCAUCGCCAACAAGUUCGAGUCCGGUAGCGAGGCCUGUAAGAUCAACAUCAGCCCGACCACGCACGAGUGGCUCGUGAAGCAUCCGGACUACUGCUUCGAGUUCGCAACUCGCAGCGUCUCGUGUAUGCCUAAGGAGUUUACCGACUCGGCUGGCCUGACCUGUUACUUUCUCGAGGGUUACAAACACCCGACACUCAGCAAUGAUAGACCAUUGAAGGAGCACAUAGAGGAGGCGAUGAAACAAACGCUGCGCGACACUAAUGAGACCGUUACCGUAGAAAUUAAUUAAACAAUUAACUAAUGUCCUGUAUUUCGGAACCACAAUCAAACGGCGAUAGGCUGGGCUAGAGUUAGAGAACGUGCCAGCGUGCCAUUGAUAUUUAUUGAUGUUAGUAAAUGUUGAACGUGGAUAGAAGCAUUCUCCUGCGGGCUAUCGGUAAAAUUCAUUACUCCAUACUCUUUCUAUCUAUAUACAUGAUCUAUUUCUAGCAAAUCGUGAUCGUGAUGUUGACUUCAGAGCAUUAUAUUUAAAGAAUAAAACGGUGAAU